ACAUAAUGGGUCGGUUUGUUGGUUUAAUUUUCCUAGCGUGUAUGGCUAGCUGUUACGGCGAUAAUACAUUUUGGAAAAGAUAUGUUAAGUUUUUCAAUGAAACACUGCCAAACAACAGUACCCUUAUGGAGAUGUGGAGAGAACAUUUAAAAACAUGGCCAGGAGUGAGUAAAACCCGAGCCAAAUACCCUAUGCCACCUUUCAACUGUCAUGUAACUAACGCACACAAUGGACAUCAUGCAACGAACGUACAUGAACUCCAUCCUGGUGAUAUUAGAGUUGUUGCAGCCUUGGGAGAUUCUUUAACGGCCGGAAAUGGUAUUCUAGCAACCAACAUUCUUGGAGAUUUGGUAGAAUAUAGAGGACAUUCUUGGUGCAUUGGAGGGGAUGGAUCAUUAGAUAGUCCUGUUUUAACGAUGCCAAAUAUAUUAAAGAAAUUUGGUCAAUUUUUAUAUGGAUAUUCCACCGGAACAGGAGGCCGUGGGAGCGCUGGCUCUAGACUUAAUAAAGCCGAUCCUGGAGAUACAUCUUACAAUAUGCCUGAACAAGCUGCUAUGUUGGUAAACAGUCUAAAGUCUGACGCAAAUGUGCGAUUUUAUGAUGAUUGGAAGCUAGUGACGCUGUUUGUUGGUGGAAAUGACCUGUGUGAUGCUUGUAACGAUCGUAACAAGUACAGCGGUGCCAAUUAUGCCAAUAAUAUCAAACAAGCUCUGGAUAUACUGCAUGCCCAAGUCCCAAAAGUGCUUGUCAAUGUAGUGCAGAUAUUUGAUAUUGCUCCUAUUGCCUCAAUGAAUGGAGGAUUUCUGUGUAAUUUAGUACAUAGUUUUGUAUGUCCAUGUGGAAAGGAAAAAAACAAUACUGCUUUAUUAGAUGGCUUCACUCGUUCUUAUCAGGAUCAGACAAAGGCGCUGAUCGACAGUGGUAGAUACGACACACGAUCUGAUUUUACAGCUGUCCUUCAACCAUUCUUUACAAAUACUAGACCACCCACUCACUCCGGUACAAAUAUGGUAGAUCUGAGUUAUUUCUCACCUGACUGUUUCCAUUUUAACGAGAAAGGUCAUGGAGCUGCUGCUUUGUCUUUAUGGAAUAACAUGUUUGAGGCUCCAGGGACUAAACAACUUUCUUGGCAUUUAGAUCAAGAUUUCCACUGCCCUGGAACACACGGUGACCAUGGCCAUGAUUUCAUCACCACAAAAAUGAAUGCUAAUGGACAAUUCGUUUUAGGAAAGAAAUAAAUCAUACAAUAAAUACUCGAUAAAAG
Molecule: messenger RNA, 1264 nt
Organism: Mytilus californianus (California mussel)
Lineage: Eukaryota; Metazoa; Mollusca; Bivalvia; Mytilida; Mytilidae
Product: phospholipase B1, membrane-associated-like
Exons: 13
Coding region: 6-1238 (410 amino acids)
Biological process (GO): phospholipid metabolic process
Molecular function (GO): glycerophospholipase activity
Source: RefSeq, a predicted model, not a curated record